Phalacrocorax carbo (great cormorant) is the source of this 2655-nucleotide messenger RNA. The record is from RefSeq and is a predicted model, not a curated record. Lineage: Eukaryota; Metazoa; Chordata; Aves; Suliformes; Phalacrocoracidae.
UCCCUGCCAGAGGGGUCAGGCCCUGGCACAGGCUGCCCAGAGAGGUGGGGGCGUCACCGUCCCUGGGGGGGUUCAAACACCGUGCAGCCGUGGCACCUGGGGCCAUGGUUUGGGAGGCCUGGGGGUGUUGGGUUGGGGUUGGCCUUGUUGAUCCUGGAGGUCUUUUCCAAGCUCAGUAAUUCCAUGUUUCUGUGAUUGCUGGCAGAGGGAAGUCCUGGAGAGCUCAUCCAACUUCUAAGUGGCACCGCUGCAAUUCCCAGCGUUCCAACGUGUGCGAGAGCCCGUUCCCACGGCCCGGCCAGCCUGGAGGCUUGGUGCGAUCCUCCUUUGCAGGACGUGUGGAGUUCAACAGUCUCUAAUGUAGCACCACAACAAAAAUGCGUAGCUGCUUGCUCUGUUGUGCCUCUCUCUGCCGGGACCCUCGCCGGGACGUCGUCGUGGGCGCCUGAGCCACCGCCGUGCCUUGCCCCACAUGGACACCCAUGUGCAGGACGGGGCCGAGGUGCCGCCAGAGGGACGCCCGACGGCCGAGGCGUCGGAGGGGUGCUGCCGGCGGGAGCGGCGCCCGGCGGGGCAGUGGACGGUGGCGGAGGUGGGCGCGUGGCUGGCCGCACGGAGCGGGAGCGCGGAGCUGGCGGAGCUGGCGCGUGAGCACGACGUCUCGGGCCGGGCCCUGCUGCGGCUGACGGAGGGGACCCUGCGCCGUAUGGGGGUGGCCCCGCGGAACCGACGCCGGGAGCUGCUGCGGGAGCUGCUGCGCCUGCGGCUGCAGCAGGAGCUCGAGGAGCUGCUGAGCAUCGUUGGGGAGUGACGAUGACGUCCCUGCGGAUGUCCCGGAGCCCGCUGACAGAGGACGAAGCAGCAGCUGGAAUUGAGCACCUGAAGCAGGAGUGCUGCCGGGGGGAUCCCCGAGGUCACGUGUGCCCCCCCAAAAAGCCCAGACCUGGCAGGGAGAAACGGUCACGGGGCCCGUGGCGGCACAAGCUGAGGGUGGCUGCCCCUGGCCCCACUGCCAGCUCCCACGGAGUCCCGCGGGCUCCGGCAAGCUGGGGGAGCCCCCCCUGGCCCCGCAGCCCCCCAGGAUCCUGCUGGAAUCCAGGGGCAGCCCAGCCCCAGGAGCGACCCUCCAGUGAGAAGGCACAGCAGUGUCUGUCUGUCUGUCCAUCCACGGGGCAGGGGGGCUGGCGUGGGGAGGGGGCGCAUUCCCCAAUUGCUACGCUGGGGAAAUCCAUCGCCUCGGUGCGUGGGGCUGGCAGGAGGGGCACAGCACUGUGCAGAGCCGGCGCCCUCAAUAAAUACCUUCCUGGGAACGGCAGAGGGGUCCCCGCUCCCCAGUUUCAGUGAGGCUGAAGGCCCUCGCGCCGGUGCUGCCAGCACCCUGCAGCCUUCCCGGGCAGCUGAGCUGCAGGCGCCGGGUCCGUCCCCAGGACCCAGUUCCUCAUGGAGAAAGGGAGGGGGGCGAGUGCUCCCUGCCCCUGCAAUACCCUCCCGUGGCACCCCGAGUCUUGCGUGGUCUGAGGGGUGCAGGGGCUCUGGGCAGAUCCUGUGCCCCCCCAAAAGAGGGAGGGGGUUCAGGAGGUGGGGGAGACCCUGGACAGGUGCCAUCGGCUGGGCUGUGCAGAGGCAGGUUUGGGAGGCGCAGGUUCGGGGGGACCCUGGGUGCAGGGCUGUGGUUUGGGGGUGUGUGUGUGAUGCCCCUGGGGUGUCUUUGGGAUCCCCGUGAGGCAGCCCCAGAUCGGCUCCCUGGGGUGACUCGCGGGGGUGUGGAAUAAUCGCCGGAGGUGACUUAGAUUAAACAUGUCUUUAGGAAAGGUAGAGCAUGGAAGAAGCUGUCAGGGUGGGGUGCAGCUGGCAUGUGAGGAACCCGUUCCACGGAAGGUCCCCUGUAACCACAGAUGUCGGCAGUGCCAGGAGCCCUUGGCGCACUGACUCUGAGAGGAGUUGUCCGGAGGGUGGAGCGGUGCGGGGGCAUCGCAGCCAGGCUCUGAUAAAUGGGGACUCACUGUACCCUGGAGCUGCACGUUUGCUACCCUGGGCCAACAGGCCCUCAUGCUUUCGGCAAAAUGAUGUCCUUCUGGUGAGCUUUGCUCAUUAUAAUAUCAUUAUAAUACCAAAGCACCCCUCCAUCCCAAAAGCUACCCGCCUCUCAGGUGCGGCCACCCCUCACUGGGCACGCGUUUGGAAUUCCUUCUAGUCUAUGCUCUUAAAAGUAAAGCGAGGAAAUUUUACACCCAUCAUAAUAAAGGUACAAAUGACCGGAGUCACUCAAGCUCCACCUGAAAGGUAAAAAAUAGUACAAAAUACGUGAAGAGGAGGAGGGUGUUGGGGAAGAUCCCAUCGCGUACCACUGUGACCUCUGGGAGCAGUCGACGGGCUGAGCCUCCCCCCCUCCCCCCACGCACUGGGACACCUUUGGGUAAGAUUUAAACAUUUGGUUACACCAAGUGUUUCCCUGGGAAAACUCAGAGAUUUAAAGCUUCACUUUAAAUCUUCACUUUAAAUCUCCAAUGCAUUAGAGUCGCUUCAUAUUUGCGUAACGCACUUGUAGCCUCGCAGUGUUACUCGUUUCCUUAGUAUUUGUGUGUGUCUUGUAACCAGCAGUUUUAUCACCGGUAACGCACAGAACCUGUGCAUCUGUUGCUUUAAUAAAUCACG